Molecule: messenger RNA, 1746 nt
Organism: Puccinia triticina
Lineage: Eukaryota; Fungi; Basidiomycota; Pucciniomycetes; Pucciniales; Pucciniaceae
Exons: 4
Coding region: 1-1746 (581 amino acids)
Source: RefSeq, a predicted model, not a curated record
AUGUGGUGUUCCUACGGAAAGAUCUCACUGCGACCUUAUGCUUUUUACCUCACUUUAUGGGUACAAACUUCUGUUUCGACCUGGGGCCGUUCCCAUCUUCAUGACGUCGAAGACACUUUGUGGCAGCGAGCCCCUUCCGCUGAACCGGACAAUCCAAUCACUGAACUCUUUCCCAGCUUGCAUGACUUUCACUUUUCCAACUGGGCUGCAGACCCCAACGAAUUAUGGAUGACAUCGGAGCUCUUAGACCACCCCAAGAAUUCGAUGUUGCAGCCAACACUAGCCGGACAUGAUAUUCAUGAAUUAUUACAAGCCUCUCCCAAUGUUGAUGAACCGUUCUGUCCUGAUUUUCAAGUUGAAUCUCGGAGGAUCGAUGAAGAGGUAGGCUCAAGAAAGCGCGUAAAACCUAGUCACGGGUAUUGGUAUUCGCCCCAAGAAACGACAUCUUCUUCAUUGAAUUCACGCUCGUCGCGUGAUCAUGGCAACGUGGAGUCAGUUCCGAAAAGCCCCAGCUCAAGUGGCUUGAGGGAAGUCAAUGGAAGCCAGACACCAACUCAGGACGAAAUAUUUAUGCUGCUUGACGAAUCUGAAGUCAGAACGACAGGUCACCCCUUUCGAACUGCUCAAAGUGUGGCGGACCUACCUGCUAGCUCUGGUGGAAAGAGGAGCCGAAACAAGAUACCAUUUAUAGAGAAAUACUGCCAAGAAAUGUUGAAGAAGCUUGGCUCGAAUUGGUUUAGAGCCGGGCAAGUCCCAUGGGAAAAACUACAUCCAACAUUACCCAUCCUUUCUAAGCUCAAAGAGGGUGAGAAGGGGUUCAGGGCCAUAAGGAUUUCCAAAGGCGGCAACAAAAAAACACUUCAGACUUUUGUAAUUAUAGAAUCCCUGUAUGAGAAUUUGCUUUGGGAGAUAUAUCAUUCCCACACAACACGGCUCAAUCUGCCACAUGAACACAUGAUGCAUGUUGGAAAUAUAUUCGACCUUCUGGACCAAGAAAUCUUCAACCCUGAAAACGGGGUUCCACUCUUGGGUAUUAGUAAGAAGACGGCGAAAGGUUGGAAAGAAGACUUUUCAAAGCAUCAGUGGGGAGAGACACAGGAAAUUUUGGCAAGAUAUUUCUCGGCCAAUCCAAGAGAUAAAAUUCCAGUUGAUAGAUUGGCGGCAUAUUUGAUAAGAUCUUACUACGGAGCUCAGGAAAAUGAAGAACCAGCAUUAAGAAACUUCCAGCUCGAAACAACUCAGCAAACAGAUGAGUUACAAAUGCUCAUGGAAGACUCAUACUUCCGCCAACGGUACGAGUUUAUUUACAACCUAGCAUCCGGUGACGACCAGUUGGAUAUUUUCAGCAAUGGCGGAGGCCAACUAUGGACUUCAAAAAACUCUAAAAUUGACCUCUAUGCCGCAACUGCUUCAAUUAACUCAGAGAAACUCCGGAAAACACAGGCAAUACAACCCCAACGCAGCGUAAAGAUAAAACAUGCAACAUUACCAAUCGUUCUGAUAUCGAACUUCAAAGCGGGAAAUUCAGAUAGCAUCCGAGUGUUGGAACUUCCCGAUAGUCUAAACGAGGUCACAUUUAAAAUGGAUGCAUUUCUGAUGGUUUAUAACCAUUUGACGAAGGUGGUUGAUAUGCUCCAUCAGAAAAUACUCGAGCGGUUGGACGUACCGGUUGAUGAGAAGACAAAACGGAGAAUAGCUGCUUCUGGGUCAACCAGUGUUUGGGGCGACUCAACUGUCAAUGAUUGA